AGGUGGGAAUCCCAUCGUGUUAGAACUCAGCCCUUGUCCACUAACGUCGAGUCGGGGAUUCGGUCUGGCUUGGAGAGACAACUACUUUUCAAGUCGUCGAAACUAUAUGGUCCCGCUAGUGCGAGCUUUACAUGUUUCGGAAACCUCGCGGUGUAGUGAAACCGCUACAUACGCGACGGAGCUAAAUGGUAGUUGGGCGAUUGGGUCCAUUCAGAAUUCCUCAAGGAGGACACUGCCAGGUUACACAUUAGGGCAGGUCGUAGAAGCUUGCACUCGAUUUCAAUUGGAGACAGUACAUAAAGAUCCAAUCCACGUAACCGCCCAUUUUCUUCGUGCGACAAACGUUGGGCCUGCGGAAGUACGCGUCAGUGUCCAGAAGAUAGGGAAGAAUUUCACUAAUCUUUCAGCGGACCUCGCCCAGGGGGUGAGUGACACGCACGCUCUCCGCGAUUGCCGUGUGGUUGACCAUGUGAGCACUGAGCAGGGGCACGUCAGACUGACAUCCCAUCUUAUCUUUGGUGAUCUUACUCCCGUGCCGGACGGAAUUCCUCGCAGCUUGGCAGCACCAUCUCCAUAUGCUCGACGUUUACCCCUGCCCAAUCAUCCUUCUGCGGCCGUCCGAGAUAGAAUGAGGCAUACUUGGAGGUUCCACUCCCUUCUGAGUUGGUCCAUGGAUCGCACCAUCCUGGCGCGCAAUGCUAUGCGCAACCAGAUCCAAGCUGAUACUGAAAUCAUAGGUGGAGGAGGCGCCGAAUGGGGCGCGUGGUGUGAGCUAACCAGAACAGAAGAUGAAAUCAAGCCUUCGUCUAUCCCAUUUUUUGGGGACAUGUUCCUCAAUCUCCCUUCUCUCUUACCCGACUCAGAGCCAGCUAGUCAUGGAACAUCAGAUUGUUGGUUCCCGACUGUGACCAUGACAGUCGAAUUCAAGGCCCGUAUUCCCUCAUCUCAGGAUUAUGCUUCUCGGACAGUCGGAUUAUACAGCGAAUCACAUUUCUUGACUGAUCCCCAUGGAAGACAUAAUGCUCGCGUUGAAGUUUGGACUGCCCCCUCUGCAAUUGGUCAGGGUAAAUUAGAAGCUGGUUGGAGGGACAAGCAAUACUGUAUUGCAGUUGCUGACCAAAUGGCUCUCACUCUACCUAUGGACCUCAACCACCGUCAAGGCAACAGGAACAAAGUGGUCACCAAGCUGUAGACUACUAACCGGUGAAAUCGUUUGGUAGUUUCGAAAUACAUUUGAGCUAGACUUACUAGGGUCUACGUAUACCCGUAUGGCCGGAAUGCAGCUAUCGCUGUAUGUGCAAGCGUGGGGACACUGGAAUGUUACAAUGUCACUCGGAUCCCGAUGUCAGAUCAACCGUAUCC
This is a messenger RNA of Suillus subaureus, 1362 nucleotides long. Its product is annotated as thioesterase-like superfamily-domain-containing protein. Lineage: Eukaryota; Fungi; Basidiomycota; Agaricomycetes; Boletales; Suillaceae. Bases 107 to 1192 code for a protein of 361 amino acids. The record is from RefSeq and is a predicted model, not a curated record. The transcript has 4 exons.